Messenger RNA from Ogataea haglerorum, 2400 nucleotides. RefSeq lists its product as uncharacterized. NCBI's taxonomy places the organism in Eukaryota, Fungi, Ascomycota, Pichiomycetes, Pichiales, Pichiaceae. The coding region runs from base 1 to 2400 and encodes 799 amino acids. The record is from RefSeq and is a predicted model, not a curated record. The transcript has a single exon. Gene Ontology annotation, cellular component: nucleolar ribonuclease P complex; ribonuclease MRP complex. Gene Ontology annotation, biological process: tRNA 5'-leader removal.
AUGGCAGAUUUCAACCAACGGCGGGCAAAACUGUACAAUUCGCGACUUAUACGUGCAGAAGUUGCCGAUCCGGCAUUCACAGCAGCACAGGACCCUGUCACCGGGGUCAGUGCGAAACUAGACGUGGAAAAAUUUGUCCAGUCUAGAGAGUUCGAAAUCAAAGAAUUUGAGCUUUCCAAGCUCAGAUCGCGUUACUCAAGCGCAACGAGGGUGUUCCAGAGCUUGCCGAGAUCCCUGCGCAGAAGAACAGCGAGUCACAAUGUACGGAGAGUGCCAAAACGCUUGAGGACCCGCGCAUUGCGGGAGAUGGGUCUCUUGAUGAAGGAGCCGGACGGGAACGAAACCAAGGGUGUGGACAAACAGGGCAGGCCGUCGAAGGCCAAACACUCGCGCGGAAGGGAGCUAUACCGGCUGCGGCGACAGGAAAAGCUUCUGCGCUACGCAGCACGACUCAAACUCUCCGGACACCUUGUGGACGGAGAGCGUGUUAAUGUGCGCAACGUCAAGAUGAGAACCAAGUUGAAAGAGCUGCGCAAAAGGAUACAGGAGCUCUCGCAACGGGUGGAGCCGCCUCUGAACAAUGUAUGUGGGUCUGUGGACUGGACGGGAAUCAAUGAGCGCGCAACUAUUGACAAAGUGUCCACCAUCAGGUACAUCACUCGCCAACGAGAGUUCAAAUGGCUUCCGACCCACGUGUGGCAUGCGAAAAGAGCGCACAUGGUAAAACGUUGGGGCUGGAACAUUGCCUACGAACCUACCAUGAAGUGUUUCCGCCAGACCAGCCGUCAAAGCAGGACCAAGGGCUGCAUUGGCUUCGACACUUCUUUUUACACUACAAUUGUUUUGAAAGGAGACGGAUUGGGCGAGAUCGUCGGGACUUUGACCGAUGGAAAAGCUUUAGGAAAAAAGUACGCUCAAAACGGCAGGAUAUGGGAGGGAUUCAUCCAAGUGGACGACGAGCUUCUGUGCCAUUCCAUGGUCUGGUGGAUUAAAAAUGGAAAAGAGUGCGUGUUAAGAAUCCACCCGUCAGUUUAUGAUCGUGUAAUGGACUACCUUCUUUCCAAAAAAGACAGUAUUGAAGUUCAGGACUGCAGAUACUCUAUCGGGUCAGUCACAGUGACCGGACCGCAGGCCUUGUGCUCGCUGGCCUCCAUUAUCCAUCCCUCCAGCCAAACGGUAGCCAGCCAGCUAUUUGGUCAGCUUUCCACGCUGAACAGCUCAGCCAUUCCUCUAGGAUCCGCAUUCAGCUUUUUUGCCGAUGACCCUCGUCUGUGGCCACGGCCAACCAAGCCCCACGCCAAACCCUCAGACGCGCUGGAAUCCAUCAUCCAGGUGCAGAGCGGAGCUGGUGUAGAGGUGUCUACGAUGGAGGCCCUUUUCUCUGUGGAGGGUAGAGUUGCGUCUUACGCCGGCCAGCCGUCCCUAAAACAGCUGGGACGGCGAAGAACGCCGGACCUGGUAGGGCGGCCAACUCCCAAAGCCGAUUCCGACCCGAGCGUCCCGAUUGCGCUUGUGAAAAUGCAAUGCGGAUUUGUUUUGCUGGCGCCGUGGCACUGGGUGCUACCGUUCUGGCACCAGCUGGCGCACACGCCGCAUUUUGCGAUUGGCGGACUAAAGCAGCUUGCACAGCUUCGGUUCGAAAAAGGAGAGCUCAGUUUUGCCGAUUGCGCGUUCACGAGGGCAGGUUUUGUCGAAGGCCUGGCCAAAGCGGAGGAGCUGGAGGCACGCUGGGCCAAGCGGCCCAAAAGCAAACGAGUCAACUACGACAAGCUGGACGAGCCGGGAUCGCCGUUUGGCUGUGAUUGGCGCUAUUUGCAGCUGUUGCGGCAGAAACUGAAACAAGUGCCGCCAGUCGAGGACUAUACGGGGACGGAAUUCACGAUCACACAGGAGAGAGUAAUAAAGAACAAACAGGAUGUGUUUGAGGCAAUUGAAGACCAGAAAGAGAAAGAUAGGCUGAUUACCGCGCUGGGAAAGCCAGUUUUCACACAGCUGCCCAUCAAGCUGGUCGGGCUGUCGGAGCAGCCUGACACCGCGUCGUCCCAGCUGUCUGUGGUAGCAGUCAAGUUUAGCAUGGUUAACAGGGGCCAUCCUGCGGACAAUGCUCGGAUCUAUGCCAUUCCGGAAGAGAGCUAUUUGCGUUGGCUAGAGGAAGCGGGCAAAAGGACGAUAUUGGGCAAGACAGUGCCUGUUGGUCUGGAGUGUCCUGGGAAAGAAUACCUUAUUGGCUACGCGACGAGCGCUACGUUUAAUCUUGCUGCUGGAAAGGGCACGGGAGUGGGGCUUAUAGAUGCCGAGGUCGCUUACGACCUUCAUGCCAAAAACAGACGCACAUUUGUCGUCCGAAACGUGGCCAGCACUGCUUGCUACCUUGCGGAAUGGACUCUUGUGGCUGUGUAA